GAAAGUUGCAAGAAGACGCACAGAUUUUUAUACCGAGAUGAAAGACGAAGCUCCACCGAUCAGCAUCAACUACUAGUACAUCGCUAGCUCCACUCCUCAAUACUAUUACUACUUCUAGUAGGACCUUGUUUAAUACCACUUCACUGCGAGGGAGACUUCGGCACAACUUCGUCAAGGACAUCAGUUUGACUUUGAAAGAAGAAAAAAAGAGGACCUUUACAACUUCCCCACUUUGACCUUACAUCAAAUUUAAUACAGACCCAUUACCACUUCACUACGGACUUCCCACCAUCAUGUCGUCGUCUACGCAAGCGCCGCUUCCGCGAGGCAGACAUGACUUGAAGAGCCGAAACACGACGACGACGUCGUCUAGCCGAAAAAUGACUAUCUACGUUUUCGAUGAGACCACUGGCGGAAGCCGGAACUUCACGUGCAGACAGGACGUCCUACUACAGCACAUGAAGUACUCCCUUCUACAAUUAAUUAUGGGUUGUUGAAACAUCUCAUGUUUCCACGCUUUUCUCCCUGACCAUUACGGGUUGUUGUUGAAACAUGUCACUUCAUCUUUUACUAACACGCUUUUCUCCCUGACCAUUAUGGGUUGUUGUUGAAACAUGUCACUUCAUCUUUUACUAACACGCUUUUCUCCCUGACCAUUGCUCUCUAAAAAUGAAAUGCUUCAUACAGAUACAGCACAUGAAGUACUUACUGCAUCUGAUGAAAGUGGAGAAGCACUUCUUGAAACUUGAGUACUAGGGUUGAUCGAUCAACUCUCAACUUUCAAGCGGCUGCUCUAGUAGCUCUACGUCUACUUCUCCACGUGAUCUUUUACGUAUGGUCUUUUCGACCAGAACUCCUAUUUUUGUAGAGAGUCGUCGCCUAUGAUAUGAUCUUCCAGGACCACGUGCAUAUGACUUUUUCAAGAGAGGAAAAAGCCAUAGAAGAUAAUGUCCGAGAGAGAUAGGUGAACAUCUUCUGCAAGCGCCUGUUCUUGACUAUAAUCAUGUUAAAGUUGUACAACAAGUGUCUUCUAUCUUGAUUACGUACAACAAAUCGUUACUGUCUGGAUCGAGUUUAGCGAGUAGCAAAACUGGUGCGAACACAUUGUCUAGGUAUUUCCGGUCGUAUUUGUCGGAGUCCUCAGCGUCCGACGAUGUGGAGAUCAGCGUGCACUGCGAUGUCGGAGUCUUCGCGUGGCUGGUGCGCUAUAUGGACAAUUUAUGAGUAGUUCUAAGUUAGCAGCUCCCUUUGGCCACUUUACUCCGUUAUUUCAGUUUUUCGAAUAGUAAUGUAGAAGUAGUAAUUCUAGAAGUAGCUCCCCAUAAAUUUUAGGAAAAUUAGUAGAAGUAGUAAUUCUAGAAGUAGCUCCCCAUUCAAAUGGUUCGUCAUUCUUCAUUAUGCUAUGCAACUUGUUGCACAUGGAGCCCUUUGUUUCAUCAUGCACACUCACAUUGUUCUUUUGUAGCAAGUAGUAGAGUUCUAAAGAAACCAGCAUACAUAUCGAAAUUGAGUGCGAGCACGGUGGUCUCCAUCUUGAUCAGUGCGCAGUUCCUCCAGAUGGACGCAUUGGUGGAAAAAUGCAUGGAUUUUCUGCAGACAGAGGGCCUCGAUAAAGUUUUGGCACUGCCCAUCGAUCUCAGCUGUCUUACAGUUAAGGGUUAACCAAUUACAUCCCCCACAACCAUUCCUCCCUCUUUUUCCAGUAGGAAAGAGGUGAGGGAUGUUCUGAAGAAUGUAAUUCUGCAACCUCUAAUACAGACGGUCUCUUAGAGCGAUUGGCAGACCGUGUGGGACCUGAAUCGCUGGAAGGGAUACACGAUCCAGAGGAUAAGCUCAUCUCCAAGUUAUACGAUCGCCAUUUGACUUUAUGAAGAAGAGAAUUCGACUUUCAAUGAAUCACUACCCGUGGUCGAGUGAGAAAUUUAAUGUGAAAGGACAAGAACAAGAUAGAACCGUACUUGAAUGGUUCUGGUAUUUUUGGUAUAGCCUGAUUGAAUUUGAUCCUAAGGGUUCUCUUCUUGUUUUCCCUUAUGAUCAAAUUCAGGCUAUACCAAAAAUACCGGAACCAUUCAAAUUCGACUCAUGAUAAUGUGAAAGGACAAGAAGAUAGAACCGUACUGUUAAAAAAAAUUUUUGUAAGUCAUCUAGUAGAUCUGCGCUACUCUAUCCUUUACCUACAGUCAUUUCCUUUAUACUUUUGUUUCCUUAGUAAUGAUAUUGUAUGUCAUCUAGUAGAAGUGGAAGGGCUGGAUUAGGAUCUUAGUAUUGUACGUCUAGGAGGUUCUUGUGGAAGUGCUGGAUCAUUGAGGGUCUAUUCUACCAACCGUAGGAACGACGUAUUCCAAGAAUUACAACCGUAGUUCUUGUAUGAAAGUAGCAGUAUGGAAAUGGACUUUAACUCCUGUACUACUUACUAGAGUUGUCACCAACAAGCACCAUCAUGCUAAUCCAGAACCUUUCAACUGAAAGACAGCACUAUAAUUCUUGGCUUCCAUUUAGAUCGUCGUAUUUCUUUCAUUGCUCCGUCUUUUGGCGAACUCCGAAGAGCUGCAUCGGUGUGUCUUCUGCCGUGCCUUGUUUUUUCCGAGUUGCCUUCAGACCUCCGGAAACAAUUCGCGUAGUAGUACUUAUGGUUUUUAGAAGGUAUUUGAUCAUGUGGCUGAACUUGUUUGUUUAUCAAUCUGAAGAAAUCAAAGGAGGAUCCUGCUACUUUAUUUACGUGGGCUUGUUCAUCUUCAUGCGUUCAAGGAGAUAAACAAGAUGAAAUAGAUAAACUAGAAGAAUUAGUUCAAGAUGCUGAAAAUUAUCAUGAGGUUUUUUGAAAACAACUACAAGGGUUGAAGCAAGAUAGGUUGAAUUUUAAAGUACAGCUCUUGCACCCCUGCUUAGGUCUAAAGUACAGUUGCAGCCACGAAAAAAAGGUCAAACCAAGUGAAAAAAGGAGCAGAUGCGAAAGCUAGUCGAGCUCUAUCAUCCACGCGAGUCGUGAGGAAGUCACAGACCACGUUAUGGGAGGAUUUUCUUUAGCAAUCUAUACAUAGAAUAGUAGUCCAGUACUAGAAAAACGAUUAGAUGUGAAUGCGAUUGCUAAAAUGGACCACGGGUGUCGCUCGGCUCAUAACUAGCACAAGAGACAAAGAAGUCUCUGAUCGAGGUACAACAGGACAGGAAAACUUACCAGGUCCAGUAUGAGAAAUGGUGGUGCUAACGCUAUUAAGCUGCCAUAAUUAGAAAAACAACAAGUUGAAGUUUAUGGACAGAAUUCAGUCAUAUUCUAGUGUGGGCGUCUACAAUUUUUAGACUCUCUAUUCGCAGGGCAGUCGUGACAGGAAUACAACCUACAAUCUAGUCCAUUCAUCAUCGUACUUAUAUCAUCCUUCCUCCUGCUCUCUUUUUCAUUUCCACAGCACGACUGCUAUCGUUGUCCAAAGGCGGAGCUUUUUAUCGAUUUCAAUGGGCGCGUUAUCGCACAGCACGUCACGGAUCGCGAUUUUGACAUCCAUGAGCAGUUACAUCUCCAGAAGCAACGCAUUGCACAGAUUCGACGUGCUUUUAUGUACUAAACAUGAUCUGAAUCCACAUUUUUCAAAGCGUGCUUCGAAAUGAGAAGGUAUUCAAAAGUAUUCUAAUUCUCCCUCGUCGUUGUAGAACAAGUGCUUUCCGCCACGGAUGCUAACAACCUGUACUAGUUGUAGGCCGGCUUGCACAACAAGCUAGACUUACAAUAGUAGUACAAGAUGUGCUUUCUUCGGGAUGGGGAUACAAGAUUCCUCUUGUGAGGAUGAAUGACAGAAGUAUAGUGGAUAUGAACAAGACGACAAUAUUCUGUUGACUCAACCUCCAAUCCUUGCAAUGCUGCAAAGAACGAACAACAGUCCUCAAAUAUGACCAGUGGCACUGACGGAGCAACUGUCGACGUGGUCACCUCAGCGAUUAUACCACCAGGGUUUACCAUGUCCGAUCUCUAUUACGGCGUCAUUAUGGCUAGCCUCAUGUUGUCGCGAUACAAAAGUGUACUAAUUGUGGUCUUUGGUUUUCUCUUAGGAGUACCUUAAUUAAGAUUUUAGGCAUAAGAACUAAGAGCAAUAAGGUAACCUCAGGCAUAACAACAGGCGCAAGAAAGAGGGGCCUAAAAAGAAAACUUGGCAUUAUUAUAUAAAUAUUUUUGUCUAAAGAAGCUAAAGGAUCUUGGUCUUCUUCGGUUCAAAACAUAUUUAUAUAAAUAUAAUCACAUCGGCGCUCAAAGCACUAAGUAAGACAGCCGGUUAGUUUUCACCUCGACUAAAUUAGGUUUAUCCCGAGCAACAUUAUAUAUAAUCACAUCAGGACUUUUAUGACAAAUUGCGUACCACGUACAUAAGUUUUCGAAGAAGAUAAGCUUCAUACAUAAAGAAAGAAGAAGUAGCAGUUCACCUUUCUAAUUUUUUUGGCAGUUAUGGGGACGUGUGAACAUGUUGCAUUGCUCCGUAUGCGACCAAGUUUUUCCACUUGCGGACUAUCAUCGGUGCCUCUAUCAUCCCGAGGAACCUAUCUUCCCGGAUGCAGCGGGGAAGGUGCCGAUUUUGUACAGCCUACUUAGGAAAUGUUCGAGUGUAUAAUUAGAUUAGUGUUCAUCUUAGUUAAGGAGCUAAUAAAGAUUAACUAAUUCACUAUCGUCUAGAACAACUUCUACAUUAAGUAAGUAAGUAAGUAAGUAAGUAAGUACGUGUUGUAAACUAUCGCGCCACGCAAUUGCGAAGCAAUGCAAAAAUAGUACAUUUUCUAUCCAUGUGAGUUUAAAUUGUUUACAAUUCCAAGUAAAAGCGUCUGAAAGAAUGCAAGAAUAGUCUCAUAAGCGAUCAACAUGCUGUAUCCCUAGUAUCCCCCUUUUCCUUUUAUUGAUGCUCUUUGUUUUCUAUUAGUUGUUCCUUGUUUGUUGGAAGUGUAACUACACUAUGCUUGCUCUCGCUACCUUGCUUGUUCUGCGAGCCAUAAUAUCAGUAUUAUCAUACCCCACGAUUGGGUACUACACUACUACUACUACUAAACGCAACCAGGCUGGACGCUACCCUUGUUGUGAUAUGGCUGUCCUGCGCUUCGAUUCGACAGAACAAAGGCGUGGGUGCUGCGAACGAAAGCAUCAGAUCCUGAAGGCUCUAGUCUGCGAACAUGAUGCCGAAGACCUCUGCCGGUUACUCUACAAAUUCGAGGACAAAAUCUGUCGAAAGAUAUGAUGAGUGAUCUCAGACUUAGGAUAUUGAAUUUGAAAGAUGUUUUUAGUGUUUGUACUUGUAGUACUAGUUUUUCCAGAACAAGUAAUAUUAGACCUUCUCCUGAUUGUUAUUUGAUCGUAGUUUCGCGGUUGUUCGUUUCCGUAUAAGUGCGCAAAUCUUUGUCUACGUCUAUCCACACGGCGGCACAUCAUCAAGGAAGAACACCAUCAUCAAGGAUUCUUCGAUAUGGAUUGAUCUACGUACUUACGCCUCUCUCGCUGUUUCAUAUUGGACGGAGCUGUUUCAAAAGGACGUCUUCGAGCUAGCGGAUGAGGUGCAAACCGCAGACAAGAAACGUCGAGGGUCGAAUAACAAGCUGCAAGACUAUGAUGACGAUGGGCAAAAACGAAUUAGUUCUAUUAACGCAUGUUGAUAUUGAUACUUGAUUCCGGUACGUAGAGUAUGAGUAAUACCUAGUGAUUCUGGAGGUAGACCAGCACCUAACUAGGUCGUGGCCUAAUACAGAGCUACUUUAAACGUCGCUAUGAUGAUUUUUAUUCUAAACAAUAGUUGUUUCUGCAUGUUGUAUGCUUAAUAGUGUCCCUUUCAGUCUUUUUUCAUGUUGCUGUCGCUGCGGAUGAAAUCGUCAAGCAGGGAGGAGACUAUCACGAAAACGCUACGUCGCAAUCGAGCGAGUCUGACGACGCUGACAGCGCAUUAUGACGCUCAAUUCCAACUUUCUGCUGUUACUCAAAGUUGUAAAGUAGUUUCUGUUGUACUACAGUUGUAGUUGUACCAACUUCUAGAAUCAAUAAUACAUGAUGUAACAUCAAAAGUUCUUGUUCAAGAAGGAGACAUGAUCAAAUUCAAAAGUGACUCCUGAGAUAAGCGGUUCUUUACACGUGUUCGGUGCUCCCACUUUUUAGAGAGUAGUACAGGUGGGUACACUCACAUUCUAACUCCAGACGACAGUACGCAUGUUAGUGGAGGCGAUGGCGAGGAGGAGUACGAUACUGACGAUUCGGCACCUCGGAUCACGCGGAGCCGGCUUCCGCCAGCUGGUGCUUCUGACUCUGACCGACCGGCGCCACAGUAUGCACGCACGUUGGGCGAUCGCAAGGAAGGGGAACACUGUACUACUAUUGAUCAUUUUUUACUAGUAUUAUAGUCUACGUGUACGUUGUAAUACGUACUCCAACUCCUACUCUACAGUCAAGAAAAGACUUUUAGUUUUACUAGAACAUGAACAAUCAACAUCUUUCUAUUGAAAUAAUCAAUCGACACUACAUCAGUUUAUGAUCCGCGAUGCUCUGCUGAUAAAGCCUACAUUUUUGAGGCGGUACCGGAAUAUGCCCACGUCGGACAGCACAAGGGUGCACGGUCCAAGCGAAAUCGGGGAAACAACUAAGGCUAAACUAAUCAAUCAGAAUCGUUUUUGCGGAACGGAUUUCCCUUCGAAAUCUUCAAGUGAAUAAUAUAGGGCAAGGAAGGGAAUCUACUCCACCGUCAGGGAUGAUGAUUGGCUGGCGCUAAAACAAGCGUGGAUCGAUUGCAGCGCGACCCCGUGCGCCCUCGGGCGGCAUGGCAGGUCUACAGCUUUCCCCGGGUGUGGGUACUGCUACUGAACAUGUGAUUCAUCACCAGUCUAACUAGACCCAGCACACUGAUCUAAGUAGAAUAACAACGUGAUCGGAGGUACUGUAACUACUGCUUGGAUAGAUUUGGAAGCUCUCCACGAAAUUCGCUUACCACUAGUACUUCCACUUCCUCUACUUCCUCUUCCCUCACUCACGACAAUGUCGGAAAUUCUUGAGUCUCGAUCUCUAAGAAUCACUUCUUCUCUCCACUCUAAACUUCCUCUACUUCCUCUUGAUCAACACAUCCACUAGACGCCGUAUCCUUUUUCGAUUUGCGGUUUCCUGGCAAUACCCGACGACAGAGGGACCAGAGGCUUGAUAUGCUUCGCGAGGACGACAAGAGGCGAACACGAGUGCUCCUAAUGCGGCAACGCAAGAAGGCGAAUCGCUUCGCAAAGGAGAACCCUGAGCAGGAGUCAGCAGAAGGCAAUGAGCGCACUUCCAACGUUAAGGCUAAAUACAACUAGGCAAAAAUAACCACUAUUUCAUGUCGUGCAACAUGUGGACCACUUUGCUUAGAAGACGUCAAGGGAAUGAGUUGUGCAAGUGAAUUCCCUUGAUGGAGGGAGUCAAGGGAAUGAGUGAAAGUGAAUUCCCUUGAGCGAAGAAGUCAAGGGUAAUAUAGUCCGAGUUUACAGGUACUCGAGCAGGGUCCUUGAUAGCGAUUCUUGCAUACUAGCUUUAAAAACCGUAGUGGAAUGCAGCUGCCCGCACCCCUUCGCGAUGGACACUCUUCGUUAUUAGCUAAUAACUUACUAGGGAAAAGCCUCUAUGGUACGCCAGGAGGAGCCGGUGGUGUCACAAAUAGCCUUUUUUUAAGGCUUCGUCCCCUAGCCUAAAUCAUCUACUUCACAGAUUCACUUGUUUCAGAAGCAUCUUCUUGAAGCGGUUCCUCCCAUGUGGAGAAAGAAAGCAUCUUGAAGCUGUCCCCCCUCCAUAGGGAGAAACAUAUGGAGAAAUAAGAAAGAAGUAUCCUCACAAUCACAUAUCGAGAAAGAAAGAAGCAUCUUCAGGAAGAUGAGUCGUAAGAUGGAUAAGCAUAAGGAUGAUUGAGCGCUAACUCUUGCCGGGGGAGGUGGGAGCAGUCUGGUUGGUGGCGCACCAGGUGCAACUGGUACUACUAGUGGAGGCAGUAGUACAAAGUCGAUGACGAAAAACUCUGAUAGAAAACGACGCAUGGUGAUGGGCAUGGGAGAGAUCAAACCAAAACCAGCAAGACCAAGCAGUGCCGCGGGUAGCAACGCGGGUACUAAUUCGAAUCUUACUGGAGGAAAACGGCUGCUUCGAUAGCUGCUCUACUUUUCUCCGGUGUCCGCAAGUUCUUCGGCGAGGGUUCUGUUUUGAUUUCUUCUAGAAGACUGAGGAGAUGAAGAUAGAAGUGCAAAAGAAGGAGAAGGAAAGAUCGAAAUAUGGCGACUACUUGAUAAAAUCUGAUGAGCCAUUGACAUUGUGACGUGGUACGGAGCUGCCAUGAAUGCAUAUAGAAAUUCAACCUAGUAAUUCAACCUAGUCAAAAAUCGUAUCCCCUCAUAUGGACAGCAUGAAGUUCUUACUAAUUUCGUGAUAUUGGACGAAGACGAGACAAAGACUCGCGCCACCGCUACAAAUUUUUUUCAGUAGUUUCAUUCGUGACGAGAGCACUUCUGAUGUAGAUUCAGGUGGCCAGCGCCAGUAGAAUGAGCAUGGGAGACUGGAGGAUGCGACAUUCAUACGUGAACCUCGAAAAGAUGAUGAUGCAGUC
Molecule: messenger RNA, 8570 nt
Organism: Amoebophrya sp. A25
Lineage: Eukaryota; Dinophyceae; Syndiniales; Amoebophryaceae
Source: the annotation of a GenBank genome assembly